CGUCUUGUCUUUCUCUCUAUAUCCACAUUUGUCUUUCCUUCGCUGUCCAAUUUCCCUCUCUCUUUCUUCAUCUAUUUAUUUACCUGCCCUUUCUUAGUCAUCUCUCUCUCUCUUCUCUUUCUCUUUUGCUCUACUCAUCUUUCUCGCAGCGAUUUUCUGUAUCCCUCUCCUCCCUCCGACGUUUCCUUUUCUAUGAAAGCGGAGACAGCGGCCAGGACCAAAGAGACCGAAAGAGAGCUCUCUCUGUGACACUGGGCGCGGGUGAGCGCCGGAAAUAUACCCGCGCGUGGCAUCUCGUCUUGCUCUUAUUCGCCGGCGUUCACCAAGCCGGCGGCACCGUCACCAAAGAGUCGCGCGUCCGUGUUGCUCGUGCAGUCGCAACAAAUUUCCCGUCGCGUUCUCCACCGCGCGUUCGCGUGUCUGCCUCGUUACUCUGAGAUUCGCGUUCCGGAGGGAAAUUACAUCGAGUCGUCUGAUUCCAUUUCAACAAAUAAUCCGUCACGGAGAUGCCUCGGUGCAAGUUUCGUUCGCGUGGAAUCGUAUGAUCACGAUAGCGGACGCGCGUUACACAGUCAGGUGUUCCUCUUUGAAACUCCCCAUCCGUGGAAACGAUUCUCUUUCCGAUCGACUUCUAGUCUCGAACGUCGUUCAAUUGCAUUGAUUAAUGGGAAAAUACAUUUCCUAAGUCUUGAAAGAAAAGCCAUAGUUAUCGCUCAACCUGAUGGUGAAGUGUGAGAGAUUUUAAAGUCACCUUCUAUCUUACUGAAAUCUGCAUAUAGCAACAGUUAUCGAAUAAAUCGAGGGUUGCUGACGUGCGUUAUCACAAUCUAUUGAUUUCCCCGAAGAGAACUCCAUGAGGUGGCCCGAGUGAAAUUUACGCGGUGUUAAAAUUAGCCUUGUGGUCCACUUGAACCUUACUAAUACAGUUAAGGACCAAGCUCUUCCGCUGAACUGUCGAGUAAAUCAUUUCGCUCAACACAGUGCUUCGGGACGCUUCAUUUUUUCUUUACGCUCUUACUUUUAAAUAUUCUAGAGUUCGUUGCCCUCCCCAUAGUCGUAAAGACUGAUAGGAAAACAAACGUUUAUUCUUGCGAAAUAUCAUCUCCGCGAUUGAUCACUGUAGGAGGAAGAAAUACGGAAGAGAUACUUGAACCGUAUUCAUUGUUACCUAUUACAGAUUUUUUUCAUUUUUUUACAUCUCUUUUUCUUACCAUGUCGCAAGUUUUUUUAUUUUAUAUGCGAGUAAGAAUCUCAGUAAAAGAUAAAGUGCCUCGUUGUUAACUUGUAACUUGUAUGUUUGGGAAAGCUAGUCUUCCUAUCGCGCUAACCCGUUAAAUUAGCGUCAAUUCGCCGUCACGCAACAACGAGUACCGUAAUUAUCUCCCCGGGGUGACGGGAGGGAGGCUUAUGUCACCGUUUACUCGACGAUCGCCACGUGAGUGAACACGUGCACGCGUACGCACGCGCAUCCAAUUCCUCCUACGCGAGUGUGUGCGUGCGCACGUAAGUAUAGAGCGAGGAUGGCGAUGGAUCGGACGAUGUACGGCAAGGUGGAGCCGGGUGACACUUAUCAGCCCUAUAGGAUCACCAUGAAGAAGGGCUCACCACCUGGAUAUGCGCUUCUGGCAGAUCUGCAGAAUACUGUGUCGUCGGAAGGAAAUCACGUUGGAGGUAACGCGACGCCCGGUUACGGAUCGCUGAAUGGCGCGCGCAUCCACACGACCACCGGCUAUAGAUCCUACGACAAUCGAACAUCGCCACUGCCGCCGCAAUCGCCGACUUAUCAGAACCGCGAGGCGAUAGAGGAAACCAUGGGUAAAACUGGAAGCGCGUCUUAUACCCAGGCCGGCACCGGGAGCAAGAUGCCUUCCCUCAAUAACAAUCUUUCCGAGCUGGACACCCUCCUGCAAGACCUGAGCAACGCGCGCUAUAAUGCCCACUAUCAAGAACGAGACAGCCACGCGUCCACGACAGGCGUGAACGGAGGUGCGACCAGUCCCAUGCUUCAUUCUCCAAGUAGCAUGUCAGCCUCUCGACCCACCGUCGACUCAUUGCUCGAGGAAUUAAGCACCGCAGUGCCUAACGGAAAAUCAAACUCGCCGGCGAUUAAUGGGGGUGUUGAUCCCCAAGAUGAUUCGCAUUCGGUAAAACGGACUGUUGUCCCUCCCUCCCCCUCGAGCAGAGACUACCCCACUGAUGGAAAAGUGAGAGUCACCAUACAAGAGACGUCUACGGAGAUACAGCCGGUCUACGACGGCUAUCCCUCCAGUCAACAUGGCUCACUGAGUCGAACCGAAGUUCACCGGAGUUACCCUAACGGUCAUACCGCGAGUAACGCUACCAAGGAACUGGACGACCUAAUGGCUUCGCUUUCCGAAUUUAAGAUCAAUAGCGGCACCCAUCAGCACCAGACGGUGACCGAUUCUCCAUACGCGAAGCCCAACAAGGCCACCAAGAGUUCGCAGAGCCCUUUACCCACCGAGAGCACGCAAACUCGCGUCCACAUCACCGAGACCCACACGACCCAUCUCUACCAUCCGGGAGAGAGCCAACCUCUCAAGCAGAACCAGUUGGAUUCUAUGCUUGGUAAUCUCCAGGCCGACAUGAGCCGCCAAGGAGUCAACACAACCCAGAAGGGAUGCUGCAACGCUUGUGAGAAGCCCAUCGUGGGCCAGGUGAUAACGGCCUUAGGGAAGACGUGGCAUCCAGAACACUUUACAUGUACCCACUGCAACCAGGAAUUGGGCACGCGGAAUUUCUUUGAGAGGGAGGGUCAUCCUUACUGCGAGACGGACUACCAUAACUUGUUCUCCCCUCGUUGCGCUUACUGCAACGGGCCUAUUCUCGAUAAAUGCGUAACCGCCCUGGAGAAGACUUGGCACACCGAACACUUCUUCUGCGCCCAGUGCGGUAAGCAGUUCGGCGAGGAGGGCUUCCAUGAACGGGACGGCAAGCCCUACUGCCGCGAGGACUAUUUCGACAUGUUCGCGCCCAAGUGCGGCGGCUGCAACCGUGCUAUCAUGGAGAAUUAUAUAUCUGCUCUCAACAGUCAGUGGCAUCCGGACUGCUUCGUGUGCAGGGAUUGCAGACAAAAGUUUCAGGGAGGCUCCUUCUUCGAUCAUGAAGGAUUGCCGUAUUGCGAGACACAUUAUCAUGCCAAGAGAGGAUCCUUGUGUGCAGGAUGUCACAAGCCCAUUACCGGUCGUUGUAUAACAGCAAUGUUCCGCAAAUUCCAUCCCGAGCACUUUGUGUGCGCGUUUUGCCUAAAACAGUUGAACAAGGGCACGUUCAAGGAGCAAAACGACAAGCCUUACUGCCAUGGUUGCUUUGACAAACUCUUCGGAUAAAUAAUUCAUAUUUUUCGGAAUACUUUUUUUGUAACAUAACGAAACGAGAGGCUGUUUCUCUUGGCAAUGUUUUAUUAUACUUGACGAAAUACGUAUACGACAUAAACACUUACUUGCUUUGAUUGUCUAUAUAAAAGCGCGAGACGAGGACUCACAUUGUCUAAAGUAGCCUUCUAGAAUUUCAAUUUUUUAAAUCAAUAUUGACUAACGAAUGCAUGCAAAAAGAGUAGAAUUUUGAUUACAAUGACAAAGACCUUUUCUUCGCCAGUAAAUAUUUAAUAAUAAAAAAUUAGGCGACCUAACUAGCCAAAAAAUUCCUCUAUAUUAAAACUCACGAGUCCUUUUUAAAUAUCUCUCACUUGAAAAGGACUAGAUUAUGGUCGAAGAAACAUCGUGAGUUUUAAUAUAGAGGAAUUUUUUGGCCAGUUAGGUCGCCUAAUUUUCGUUUAUUAUAAGAAUUUUGAUUGUUACAGAUUAUUGUAAAAAGAUUAAAGAAUUUAUUAUCCUGUCACCAUUUUUUAAUCGAUGAGAUCGUAUUAUCUUACACAAUUUCUUCUUUCAAGGAAAUUGUAAAGUUGUUAUAUCUGAAUGGAUAUAAGUACAAUUCAAAUCCCAUCCUUCGAUUAAUAUCGAAUAAAUUUUAAUAGAAACUUAAUUUAUGGAUAUAUUUGAAAAUUGAAAUUAAAAAAUCGUGAUAAACCUUCUCUCUUAUCAAAUUUCCAUUAAAAAAUUUAAAUUGGUUGAAAAUUUAAUAAAUACGAUAAAACAUUCUGAUCUUUGUGCGUUUUAUAAACUAUUUAAUUUUAUAUAAUAAAUCGCGCACGUAUUCUCAAACCGCUCAGUUUGAGUUUGUCACGCCGUUUAACGAUUAACGAGAAAAGGGUGCUAUAGUUUAUCUUUAUUAAUAAUUUGUAUCGAUAUCUAGUAAUAUUUGUAUAACCGUAUCUUUGCCACCAAAUAUCUCCCUAAUGAAAGCUUUUCCCGUGCGUUAGAAAGAUUUCGUAUAUUUAUAAGAUAUUUAAAUAGCACUAAUAUAAUAAUCAGUUUAACAUUACCGCGCAAACAGCGCUACAAGUUUACCAUGCCUGCUAUAUUGAAUCGCAUAUAGUAGAACAAAUUCGCGUCACCAUGUACAAACGACGCUUUAGCGCACAGAAUUGGAAAACAAAAGAUAUACCAUUAGUUUCAGAUUUAUUUCUGUUGCACAGCGAAGAUCGAAAAAUCAAUAUAUAUAUAUACACACUAUAUAUAAUAUGUAUAGACAUGUAACAUUAAUAAAUUUCUUAAAUAGA
Molecule: messenger RNA, 4639 nt
Organism: Temnothorax curvispinosus
Lineage: Eukaryota; Metazoa; Arthropoda; Insecta; Hymenoptera; Formicidae
Gene: Pax
Product: leupaxin
Exons: 10
Coding region: 1521-3347 (608 amino acids)
Source: RefSeq, a predicted model, not a curated record